Suillus clintonianus is the source of this 774-nucleotide messenger RNA. RefSeq lists its product as uncharacterized. The record is from RefSeq and is a predicted model, not a curated record. The coding region runs from base 1 to 774 and encodes 257 amino acids. NCBI's taxonomy places the organism in Eukaryota, Fungi, Basidiomycota, Agaricomycetes, Boletales, Suillaceae. The transcript is spliced from 2 exons.
AUGAAACCACUCUCUUUACCAGACAAGAACAAACUAGCUGCUGCAUAUGGUCAUGCCCUGAGAGCAAUCACUGCAUUGCUCACACGGGCGGGCGUCUUCCUCAUCUCUCUUGGUGUUGACGGUCAUGCCGUGUCGAGGGGCAUCGCCAGUCUUACUGAUGCAUUGACAGAGCUGCAGGGGACAGUUAUAAGGAUAGAAGACUGGAUCGAAUGCAUGGCAAAUAGCCAGACUGCCCAGGCGAAUCCGGUAGAAGAUAGGGAAACUGUGAAGCAUGACAUGACCUCACCUUGCACCCCACCACGCAGCACUCACCUGAGUCAAUCUCCGUGUAUGGGACCUACCUCCGCCUCGCCCAGCCCCGCAGCCCCAUCCCGAGCAUCUACACCGUGGUUGGCGUUUCCGCAAUCUUCACCUCAAGUCACGUCGCUGUUUCAACGUGACAUUCAAAACACUCCUCUAGCCAUUCGAAAUGCGCCCGCUCUCUUCAAUCACAUGCGGGCAGUACCUAUAUACCAAACACCUCGCACGCUUGGUGUCUUCGGAAAUACCAUGACCUCCCGUGCAACGACGCCACUUGCAUACGGAGUACAUCAUCCUUCCAUCGAUACUCCUCGCUCAAUCCCUUCAUUCUGGCGACCGGCACCAAAGGCACAUGCGAUCAAACUGAUGAUACCAGACAGUGCGAGGCAUAGAAAGAAGCCUGGUAAAGAAAACGAGGGAGAAGUACCAAACGCCUCUGCAGUGACCAUGUCAACACCACCACCCUUUGUGUAA